AAGCUGUAACAAAACCACUGCCACUUCAAAAUCCUUCCACUUAGUGUGCAAGGAGCAAAAAGCCAACACAAACAACAUGACUGACUAUGAGGUUGCAACUGCCUUUCUCGGGGAAUGGGGACAUUUCCAGCAGCAGGUGUUUUUCCUACUCUGUCUCACCGUCAUCCCUAACGGUUUCACCGGCAUGUUCAUCGUCUUCGUCGCCGACACUCCGCCCCACCGCUGCGUCAUUCCCGCAAACGUGAACCUGACGGCGGCGUGGAGGAACCGCAGCAUCCCGCUGGAGCUGGACAGCAACAGCGGCGCGUUGGUGCCCAGCAAGUGCUCCAGAUACAGGCUGGGAGAUGUGCUGAGUUUCUCGGACAGAGGCUUUCUGCCCGGGGUCGAUGUUAACAUGUCUAAUGUGCCGACUGAGAGCUGCUUGGAUGGGUGGGAGUAUGACCAAAGCGUGUACAUUUCUACCAUCAUAACGGAGUGGGACCUGGUGUGUGACGACAGGUGGAAGAACCCGCUAACUUCUUCCAUCUUCUUCUGUGGUGUUCUCACUGGCUCCUUCGUUUCGGGGCAGCUCUCUGACAGGUAUGGGAGAAAAAUAGUGUUGUUUGUUACCAUGGCAGUCCAGACAGUGUUCACAUUCAUCAUGGUCUUCGCUCCAUCCUGGCCCGUGUUCUGUGCCCUGUUCUUUAUUGUCGGGAUGGCAACAAUCUCUAAUUAUGUGGCUGCGUUUGUGCUAGGGACAGAGAUAUUGAGCCCAAAAGUUCGGACAAUUUAUUCCACCGCAGGUGUGAGUCUUUUCUUUGCUGCAGGCUACAUGUUCCUGCCACUGUUAGCCUACUUUUUGAGAGACUGGAGGAUGCUUCUCCUAGGCCUCACCCUGCCUGGCUUCCUCUAUGUGCCUCUCUGGUGGUUCAUCCCAGAGUCUCCUCGCUGGCUGCUGUCUCGGGGCAGAGUGGAGGAGGCAGAGGCCAUAGUGAGAGAUGCUGCUAAAAAGAACAAAAUCAAGCCUCCGCCGGUCAUCUUUAGUCCUUUGCAGAAAGAACUUCAAUGCGAGAGUAAGGCCCUCAACAUCUGUGACCUGCUCCGUUCCCCAAACAUCCGCUGGAUCUCCCUCACGCUGUGGCUGGUCUGGAACACCUUGACCAUUGCUUACUUUGCUCUUUCCCUAAACACGGCAAACCUUCACGGUAACGCUUACUUCAACUGUUUCGUGUCGGCUUUGGUUGAGAUACCAGCCUACACUUUGUCUUGGGUAAUGUUUCGCUGGUGGUCCAGACGACUGAGUCUCUCAUCAACCCUCUUCAUGGGAGGAUUGUUUCUACUCUCCGUACAGCUCAUGCCAGCAAACCUGGUUUAUCUCUCCAUAACACUGGAGAUGAUGGGGAAGUGUGCGGUGACGACAGCAUUUGCUAUUGUGUACGCAUACACAGCUGAACUCUACCCAACAGUGUUGAGGAAUACGGCCUUGGGGGCCUGCUCCAUGGCCUCCAGAAUAGGCAGCAUCAUUGCCCCAUACUUCAUUUACUUAAGAAGCUAUUCCGUUUCACUGCCUUACAUCCUUAUGGGAAGCAUUACAGUUGCUUCCGGGUUGCUGAGCCUCCUGCUGCCCGAGAGCUAUGGAAUGCCUCUGCCUGACACCAUCAGUCACAUGCAACACUUCCCCGGAUGUUGUAAGAAGAAACCCUAUAAACUCACAAACACUGAAGAAAAGGAAAAGGUUGCAGAAGGGAAGUCUCCAGUUUUCCCUUGAACAAGGAGCCUCACUGUUAUCUGCCUGAAGCAAAAACUGGAUAACCAUCUUAUCUCCUUCCACUUAUAAUACCUGAGAAUAAUAAUCAUUUAUGUCACUAGAUUAGUGAAAGCAUUUGACUUCAACUGCACCAUGGAGUUUGACAGUUAUUCAAACAACACAAUUGUGUUGUUUUUUUAGAAUUAGCACCAAACACUCAUGUUGCAAAGCACAUCCAUGUUAAUAUGUUGUAUACUGUAUAUCUAUGUGAUUUGUGAUAACAUUCAUAAAGUGCAUGUACAAAUACUCAAAUGUAUUGGUCGAGCUUUAAUUGCUUCAAAGUUACUCCUCACAAAAAAUGUAAUUAAAUCGAUUUAUACAGAUUGCAAUUACCAGAAGGUAAUGUUGAUUAGGAACAACAGUAACCGGUAUGCAUUGUAUACAAUUAAUAGUACAAUGUUUAUAUAAGCAAUUUUUAAGACAAUCAAGCGACUUUCGUCAAGACGGCAAGUUAUGAAUGUUGUUUUCUUGUUAUGCACGGGCACUUCAAGCUGUUGGGAUAAAAUGCAAAUAAAGAAACCAUUAUUUGGUUGUCAGCAAAAAGGAAAUAUUUGAAUAUUGUUUAAUUUCUACAAAUUGUAUUUUUAACCUCAUAAACAUGUACGUAAACUAUAAAAAGUCGUCAUGUGGA
Molecule: messenger RNA, 2417 nt
Organism: Trematomus bernacchii (emerald rockcod)
Lineage: Eukaryota; Metazoa; Chordata; Actinopteri; Perciformes; Nototheniidae
Product: solute carrier family 22 member 5-like
Exons: 10
Coding region: 77-1747 (556 amino acids)
Biological process (GO): transmembrane transport
Cellular component (GO): membrane
Molecular function (GO): transmembrane transporter activity
Source: RefSeq, a predicted model, not a curated record